AUGUCUGUGAUCUCCACAGAGACCAGAGAUGAUGAGAUCUCCUGUAAAACCAAUGAUGGCGCAUAUGUCUUGAUAACUCCAAAUGAAACCAGAAGAAAUCAGUUAAAGCAAAUUGCUAAGAAAGAGCUAGAUGACCUGGAACGGUGGAGGGAAGAGCACAAGCCAGGGCCAAUUAAGAUGGUUCCACAGAUACUGGGUGGAAAGGAAUCAGAAGCUCAAGCAAGGCAAAACCAGCAAAUGAUGCUCAUGCAAUCUAAAUACCAGAAAAAGCACAAGAAAGAAGAAUAUGUAAAAGCAAAAAAGGCAGCUGAAGAAGCUGAAAUCAUGAAAAAGAAAGCAAUUCAGAGAGAGAAGGCGGAGAGACUUGAAGUUAAAAAAAGGCAACAAGAAAUGCAAAGAAGAGAGAUGUUCUUUGAGGAUCAAAAUUACAAAACCAAUGAAUUAUUGAACAGAUUGGACUCAGGUUUGCCAACAAGUGAUUCCUGUCAGAUUGCUAAUCGUGGCCCAGAAUCUACAGCAUGGGCUAGGGGCCAUACUUACAAGCAAGCUCUUCGAGAGGAUGAAAACAGAAGAUUAGAGGAAAUGAAGCAAGAACAACGGAGGAAGGCUGAAUUAAUGGAAUUUAAACAAAAGCAGAAAGAAGAAGCCAGGACAAGAGCACUUCAAAAUGAACAGAGGAGGGUAAAUAAUGCUUUCCUGGACCGACUCCAGAACAAAACACAACCUAGUAGCAUCUGCCAUCCGGGAUAUUCUGGGAGUCUGGACUACCUCAGUAGCAGUGCACAGGAGUCGAACUAUUUGGAAUAAAGGAGGAGAAAUGGUAUUGGAGAAAUAUUCCCUUUUAUCUAGCCUUGGCCAAAUGACCUUGUAAAAGGUCCAAGAAGGUGUUUUUUUUUCUUACCCAGACUUCAGCUUCACACCCACAUCACGAGCAAUCUGCAGAGCCUGGUUUCUAGUUGUCAUUAUUCACGCACACUUGAAGCAGAUGAUUAUGAAAGUCCUGUUUAAUUUUUAAUAAGAGAAGAUGUCAUUUUGUUUUCAUAAAUUGUUUUGUCUCUUGCAGAAUGUAAUUAUACCUGUCUUUAGGAUCUCAGAAAAACAAGACAUUAAGAAGCAGCAGAAGCUACAGUAAUAUUAGUGCUGUAAUAUAUAUUUGCUUACUUCUCUAUACCCAGUCAAAUAUAUUGCUGGGCUUGAAAUAAUGAAGCAGGUAGAGGGUUUUCUUUUGAGAUGGGAAGGAGAAGGGUUGCUGCUUUGGGGUUUUUUUAAUUUUCUUUCAGUGGGGAUUUUGUAGAAUUGUUUUACUGUUGCAUUCAACUGCAGAUGCUCAAGAAGAAACAGAUGUGUGUAUUGUAGACAAGAUCUUUAAAAUGUGUUCUUCAAAAAAUACAACACAUGAAAGAAAUAAAACUUGAAAUAACACUGAAAUUUA
This is a messenger RNA of Apus apus (common swift), 1432 nucleotides long. RefSeq names its product epithelial stromal interaction 1 (gene EPSTI1). NCBI's taxonomy places the organism in Eukaryota, Metazoa, Chordata, Aves, Apodiformes, Apodidae. The record is from RefSeq and is a predicted model, not a curated record. The transcript has 13 exons. The coding region runs from base 1 to 807 and encodes 268 amino acids.